UAGUCGGCGAGUGGAUUUAAUUCCGUAAAAAACGUUUAAACGUAGCGGACGCGUUCAGCGGACAAAAAUAAAACACGGAGAGCGAACGACGACGACGCGUUGUACAAAACUCAGAAAGAAACUCAAAAACUCAAACACUCGAGCGAGGAGAAGAGCAGAAAAUUGUCAUUGAAAAUUGCAGAAAAAUCGCGAAAAGCCACAGAACAGAAAAACGGAAAACGGAAAACUGCAAACUGCAAACUGAAAACAACAACGCGAGUGUGUAAAUAUACAAAAUAUAUUUGUUGUACCAUUUUUUUUUUUGGCGUGUGUGAGUGAGCGGAAAAAAGAAUGGAUCGGGAGCUGAACGGCGCGAUGAGGAGCGUGUCCAUAAAUAGCGCCCAACAGAAUGGUCACAAUAACGGCGUUGGCGGCGGUACAGAUGAAACGGACCGCGUGGGCGUGGCAAGGGGAGGCGUGAUCGAGGCGGUACUGAGUGCAAGCAAAACUACAAAUGCAGCAGCAACGGCGGCGGCAGCGGCGACGGCGGCGGCGGCGGCGGCGGCGGAUACUACAAAUGCAGCGACAAAAUUAACAACACACAGUCCGCAGCAAAUUGCACUCUUAUCCGCUGUAGAGAAAAAGAAGAUGGUGCACGAGUUAUGUCAGCAGCUGCUCUUAACGGACGAACAGGUUCAGGAGCUGUGCUACCGCAUCCUGCACGAGCUGCGACGCGGCCUGGCCAAGGACACGAACCCGAAGGCGAAUGUCAAGUGCUUUGUAACGUACGUGCAGGACCUGCCGAACGGCAAUGAGCGUGGCAAGUUCCUGGCCUUGGACCUGGGCGGCACCAACUUCCGGGUGCUGCUCAUCCAUCUGCAGGAGAACAACGACUUUCAGAUGGAGUCGCGCAUCUAUGCCAUACCGCAGCACAUCAUGAUUGGGUCGGGACUGCAGCUCUUCGAUCAUAUCGCCGAGUGUCUAUCGAACUUCAUGGCCGAGCACAAUGUGUACAAGGAGCGCCUGCCGCUGGGCUUCACCUUCUCGUUCCCCCUGCGCCAACUGGGCCUGACCAAGGGUCUGCUGGAGACCUGGACCAAGGGCUUCAACUGUGCCGGCGUGGUCAACGAGGAUGUCGUCCAGCUGCUGAAGGAUGCCAUCGCCCGCCGGGGCGAUGUGCAGAUCGAUGUGUGCGCCAUCCUCAACGACACCACCGGCACGCUGAUGAGCUGCGCCUGGAAGAACCACAACUGCAAGAUCGGCCUGAUCGUGGGCACCGGGGCCAAUGCCUGCUAUAUGGAGCGCGUGGAGGAGGCGGAACUCUUUGUCGCCGAGGAUCCGCGCAAGAAGCAUGUCCUGAUCAACACGGAAUGGGGCGCCUUCGGCGACAACGGCGCCCUCGACUUUGUGCGCACCGAGUUCGAUCGCGACAUCGAUGUGCACAGCAUCAAUCCGGGCAAGCAGACCUUCGAGAAGAUGAUAUCCGGCAUGUACAUGGGCGAGCUGGUGCGUCUGGUGCUGGUGAAGAUGACCCAGGCGGGCAUACUGUUCAACGGCCAGGACUCGGAGGUGCUCAACACGCGCGGCCUGUUCUUCACCAAGUAUGUGAGCGAAAUCGAGGCCGAUGAGCCGGGCACCUUCACCAACUGCCGCCUGGUGCUGGAGGAACUGGGCCUGACCAAUGCCACCGACGGCGACUGCGCCAAUGUGCGCUACAUCUGCGAGUGUGUGUCGAAGAGGGCCGCCCAUUUGGUGUCCGCCGGCAUAGCCACGCUGAUCAACAAAAUGGACGAGCCGACGGUGACGGUGGGCAUCGAUGGCAGUGUCUAUCGCUUCCAUCCCAAGUUCCACAAUCUGAUGGUGGAGAAGAUCUCGCAGCUGGUCAAGCCGGGCAUCACCUUUGACCUCAUGCUGUCCGAGGACGGUUCGGGACGUGGAGCGGCCUUGGUGGCCGCCGUCGCCUGUCGCGAAGACAUCCUCAAUAGCAAGAAGUAAGACCUGAAUCUGGAGGAGCCAGGUGGAGGAUGACGAACCAGGAGGAGGAGCAGCCGCCGGAGCAGCUGAAGCAGUCCUAAGAGCAACACACACACACACCCACACAACAGCAGAGCAAAAAACACCUAGUAAACGGCCACGGUGGCGUAUGCGUAAUUACAGUAGAGCCUCGCUAACUCACAAGGGCCCUGCCAAAAAAAAAAUAAUAACAAGCUGCCACAAAGAAAACGGAAUCGAAAAGCUCCCCCCCCCCAAAAAAAAAAUAAAAAUUUGGGGCCUUUUUGAGUUAGCGCGGCUUGGCUUUAGUAUUUUAAUUAGGCAGAAAACCAAGUUUUUAACAGAAAAAGCCCCCACUAAGAGACAGAAGAUCUGUGGCAUUCUAUCUCUUUCUCUCCUAGUUCAAACAAAAAAAAAAAGAAGAAAUACGAAAGACACUAUUCUUAAUGAUUAUGGAUCGAUUUUCGAUUUUUGUUGAAGAUUUGUUAUGCUAUUAUAUAUAUAUAUAUAAUAUAUUUUACAAAACCAUAAUAUACACACACACACAAACAACAUAAUGUAUGUAUAUGUUUGCGUAUAUAUAGUACAAUUUGUGAAGCGAAUUUCUUUUAGAUUUCGAUUGAGGCAACAAAUUUUUUGGCGAUUCCCCGCCCAAAGAACCCCUCAAAAUAACCCUCUACAAAAACAAAAAAAAACGAAAAAAAACAAAAAACGGAGAUACUUAAGAGCAAGCGAGAGAAGAAACUGUUAUACUACUGUGCUACAAGCAUUCUAGCAUAUCCUGCAGGACAAACGGAAAGAGAAACUGUAAAACCGCACAUUGUUAAAGCAAAAACGAAAAAGCAACAAAACACAAGCCGCUAGAAGAAGAGACAGAGAGAGAGAGAGAAAGAGAGAGAGGGAGAGAGAGAGAGGAAUACUAGGUAAAGCUAACGUGUCCUUUCUGUAAUUGUAAAUGUUUAUAUAGAACCUAUUACGAAGCGUUAUAUGAUAAUACUGCAUACAUAUAUAUUUACAUAAAUAUAUAUAUAUAUAAAUAUAAUAUAUUUAGCCACUAUAUUACUGAUUUUUUUUUUGUAAUGUAUUGCUUGUCUUUGUUUAGUGAAUUUGUUUGUUGUUAACACUUAAGCAGAAAAAAAACUAAACAAAAAAAACUGUUUUUUUUUUCUUUUGAUAUAGAAACGCACUUUGUGAGCUAUUAUUUAUGUAAUUGUACAUUUGAUCUAGUUUAGUGUUUAGUUUUUAUCUUAGUUUCUAAAUGUCGUCGAAGAAGCCCGCAAUACAACCAACAUUUAUCCCCCCACCCCAACGUCCGACCCACAGAGCCCCUUAAUUAUAUUUAAUUAUUGUUUACAAAAACAACAACGGAGAAAAUGCGAGAAGCAAAAGGCAAAUAUGCGAAAUGAAAAGCAAAUAAAAUUUGUUCUUAAUUCAUACACAA
Molecule: messenger RNA, 3412 nt
Organism: Drosophila gunungcola (fruit fly)
Lineage: Eukaryota; Metazoa; Arthropoda; Insecta; Diptera; Drosophilidae
Gene: Hex-A
Product: hexokinase type 2
Exons: 1
Coding region: 331-1974 (547 amino acids)
Biological process (GO): glycolytic process; intracellular glucose homeostasis; glucose 6-phosphate metabolic process
Cellular component (GO): mitochondrion; cytosol
Molecular function (GO): glucokinase activity; ATP binding; D-glucose binding
Source: RefSeq, a predicted model, not a curated record